This is a messenger RNA of Erinaceus europaeus (western European hedgehog), 3841 nucleotides long. Its product is annotated as patched domain-containing protein 3-like. The transcript is spliced from 7 exons. The record is from RefSeq and is a predicted model, not a curated record. Bases 1 to 3636 code for a protein of 1211 amino acids. Gene Ontology annotation, cellular component: membrane. NCBI's taxonomy places the organism in Eukaryota, Metazoa, Chordata, Mammalia, Eulipotyphla, Erinaceidae.
AUGCAUAAAUGUCCUCCUCCGCCAUCAAGAACCAAACCCUUUUCCAGAGAAGUUGCAGCAACUUAUACUCCUUUCAAAGCUGUGCUUGUCAUGCUCUUAUCUACUCCUCUGAAUUCUUGGCGAGCCCCUAACCUUUUUGCUUUCGGUGCAAAAGCAAAAGGUUCUGGUCCAGAAAAACCACCUGCCUUUCCACGAAAUCGCUCCAGCCUCCUGCCAGUGAAGUGUGACAGCUGCAAGGCGCACGUACAUUUUACUCAGCAGCAGGCAGGGCUUCUGGUUCCAGCCGAGCACCCAGAGACCAGGCGCCCCCAGGGGCGGCCUGGAGGCGGGAGGCGGGGAGGGAGCGCGCCCCCAGGAAGCCGCGGGCGUCAGUUGAGGCGGCGCGAGAGGCCGAGACCCCCGGGCUGGAGACCGUUGGGAGCCGCAGGCUGCGCCCCUGGCCGCCCUCUCGCCGGCUGUCCGUCCCCGGGCCUCUGCGUCCCCUUCCUGGAGAUGAAUCUCAAUCGCUCUAAUGUGGCUCCUGCGAAGGAAUCCGAGAUCGAGUCAGACAGGCUGGAGCCCAGGCGCCAAUUGGCGAGGCCGCACCCCAGGCCGGAGCCCAGGCCUUUGGGUCAAGACUCUUGGUGGGAGAGCACUGUGUGGACACGGAGUGAUCUGGAGGAGCAGAGCGAUGUGGGGGUGCAGAGUGAUCUAGAGAGGGAGAGUGAUGUGGGGGUGCGGCGUCAUCCAGGGACGCGGAGUGAUGUGGGGGUGCAGCGCCAUCUAGGGACGCGGAGUGAUGUGGGGGUGCACCGAUAUGUAGGGGCGCGGAGUGAUGUGGGGGUGCACCGUUAUCUAGGGGCGCAGAGUGAUGUGGGGUUGCAGCGCCACCUAGGGUCGCGGAGUGAUGUGAGGUUGCAGAGUAAUCUGCGUUCCGAGAGAGAUCAGAGAGCGUUGCCCCGGAUAGUAGCUGCCCCCAUGGUCGCGCAGGCGCCCCGAUCGCAGUCAGGGUCGAUCCGGGGCCGACCGUCCAAGGUGAACAGGGUUUCGGCUCCUGCAGUACCGCGCCCCGUCGCGUGGAGGCGCGCGCUCCCCGAGUCCUCCAGCCGGUUGGAAAGCGAAGAGUCUCUGCGGCCGCACCUGCUCAGCCCCAACCUGGAGGCGCGGUUGUCCAGAUUCUUCCGCGACCUGGGUUGGACGGUGGGUGAACACCCCUGGGUCUUCCUAAUGAUGCCCCUGCUGCUGACGAUCGCCCUGGGCUCGGGCCUGGUUUUGCUGUCCCAGGUUACCGAGAAAGACCUGCAGGAGCUGUACCUGCCGCUCAAUACCCGGGCCAGAGCCGAGCAGCAGUUCGUGCAAAUGCAUUUCCCCAACGAGGACGUCUGUCGCUUCUCCGCCUACAGACAGAGCAAAGAGAUCCACUUCGCCUCCAUCCUGGUGGUCGCCAAAACCGACACGGUGCUGGAUGGGGCCACUAUGUCCGAAAUCAGGCAACUAGACGACUUGGUGCAGGCUCUGUCUGUCACCCUGGAAAAUGGGACCCACGUUUCCUACCAGACCGUGUGCGCCAAAGACAUGGGCUUCUGUGAGGCCUCCAACCCGCUGCUGUUCGCUUGGCGGGUGAACAGUAACAUGGACCUGAAAAGCCUCACCUACCCCAUCCACAACCAGUCGGGCCAGCCCAUCGACCUGGCCGGCUAUUUUGGAGGAACCACCUUAGGUAAGAGGAUAGGAAUGAACAAGCUACUCCUGAAGGCCAAAGCCAUGCGGCUGAUUUAUUUCCUGAUAACUGAUGACAGAGAGUACAGUGAACACAGCAAGAAGUGGUUGGUCAAGUUCCUGGACCAAUUUGGGGAUAUUGUCAAGAGUCUGGCCUUGAAGAACAUCCAGGUGGUCUACUUCACAUCACUUUCUAGCCAACUGGAAUUUGAGGCAGCUGCUAAGGCAGUGAUUCCUUUGUUUUACUUGGUAUUCAUUCUAAUGCUAUUAUUUGUCAUCAUAUCCAGCUACAGGGUUAACUGUAUACUAAACAAGAUGUGGGUUGGAGCCUUUGGAGUGAUCUCUGUUGCCCUGGCAGUGGUGACCAGCUUUGGUCUCUUGCUGUACACUGGGGUGCCAGUCAUGCUCACAGUUGCAAAUUCACCAUUUCUAAUCCUAGGUGUUGGCGUUGAUGACAUACUUAGCAUGAUUUCUGCCUGGCAAGAGACCAGCUUUGUGUAUAACACAGGACAGCGAAUGGCCGAUGUCUAUUCAAAGGUGGCAGUGCCCAUUACAAUUAGCACCAUCACCAAUGCCCUGACACUCUAUACAGGGAUUAUGCUCCCCUUCAAGGGCAUCCAGUCCUUUUGCAUGUAUACAGGAACCUCCCUGAUCUUUUGUUAUUUUUACAACAUCACCUGCUUUGGAGCAGUUAUGGCCUUAGAUGGCAAAAGAGAAAAAGUGUGUGUACGGUGGUUGAAAAAAUCAGGAAGAAACCCUAACCAAAAAUGUGCCUCCUUAAAAAGGCUGUGGUGCCCAUUAGAUAUUGUUGACAAACAAACUAAUACUCAUCCAAUGAAUUUGUUUUUUCGAGAUUACUUCGGUCCCUUUCUCGUCAACCCUUGGUGUAAGAUCUCUGUAGUGAUUCUAUACAUUUUGUAUAUGGUCUGCAGUAUAUACGGAUGUUUUCAACUGCAGACAGGUUUAAACCUUAAAUUUCUGGCAAGUGAUGUUUCCUAUGUCACACUCUAUUUUAAUGUGGAUAAAGAGUAUUUUUCUCAUUAUGGCCCCAGGGUUAUGAUUAUUAUCACGGAAGCUAUUGCCUACUGGGAUGAAGCUACCAGGAAAAAAUUGAAAAGCUGUCUGAAGGUCUUUGAAAAGAGUGACCAUGUAGAUGAGAUUCUUACAGAGUUUUGGUUAUACAGAUAUAUAGCCUAUAUGGAAGCAAACCAACUAGAUGCUAACACUAAGAAUAAUUUUAUAAAGAAUCUUCGAGAUUUUUUUAAAGAUGCUCCAUAUUUUCAGGAUGAUAUCAACAUUACAUCAUCCCAGGAAAUUAUUUCUUCCAGAGCCUUCAUUCAGACUAUGAAUAUGUAUUCUUCCAUGGAUAAGAAACACUUGUUGACCCAGUUUCGAAGUAUAGCCCAAAGAUGUGAAAUCCCCCUAAUGGUGUAUAACCAACUGUUCGUACACUAUGAGCAGUACACUGUAAUUGCAGGCUCCACAAUUCGGUACAUCAUCAUUGCCUCUGCAAUAAUGCUCCUCCUCUCCUUGUUUUUAAUUUCUCACCCAGUGUGUACCUUUUGGGUGGCUUUUGCCAUUGUUUCUAUGGUUAUAGGAGUCAUGGGUUUCAUGGCUUUCUGGAGAGUCAGUCUUGAUUCUGUAUCCAUUAUUAGCCUUGUCAUUUGUGUUGGGUUUUCAUAUGGAUUUUCUAUAAAUGUAGCCUGUGUUUAUAUUUCCAGUUCCAAGCCCUUAGCAAACCAGAAAUCCAUUGAGACAUUGUAUUUACUAGGCUACCCCAUGUUACAAAGUGUAGUUUCAUUAAUAUUAGGUCUGUGUCUCUUAACUCUAGUUAAAGCAUGCAUCUUCAAGGUAUUUUUAAAGAGUAUGUUGCUUGUUGUGGUAUUGGGGGCUGCUCAUGGCUUAGUUUUUAUCCCAGUAUUCUUAACCUUUUUUUGAAGGUUUUUUUUUUUAAAGACAAUAAAUACACAUUAUGUAUUGAAUUAAAUGAAAUUGCAAAGGCCUUUCACUUAACAUCUCCAUUUGGUUUGGCAUAACAUUAAAGAUAAUCAGAAACAGAUAUGAUUUGAUAAUUUUUGUGUUUAUGUAAAAUAUUUGUGUAAGAACAUUAGCUCUGAAUAAAAAGGACAGUAAUGAUGAAAUA